Solea senegalensis (Senegalese sole) is the source of this 2030-nucleotide messenger RNA. RefSeq names its product pleckstrin homology domain-containing family S member 1-like. The coding region runs from base 62 to 1432 and encodes 456 amino acids. Lineage: Eukaryota; Metazoa; Chordata; Actinopteri; Pleuronectiformes; Soleidae. The transcript has 17 exons. The record is from RefSeq and is a predicted model, not a curated record.
UCAAGCAGCAGCAUUUAGUGAGUGGAGUCCCUGAACAGGUGCACACAGGUUUGUUGUCAUCAUGUACAAGUCCCAAAGGAACCCAGGCAGAAAUGCGGUUUUCUACAAACCAGUUGACGGGGUGAAGGAGAUCAGAUCAGGAUACCUAUACAAGUCUCCUCCCUCACACAAACUGAAGUCAGAGAAAUCGUGGAAGAAGCGACACUUUGUGCUGUACAAAGUCAGCGAGAACGAACAUCUGCUCAAAUACUUCAGGAGUGCAACGGAAAAGGAAAGGCCACUUGGAGGCAUAGACCUGACAAACAUCUCACUGUUGUACGUGAGUCCUCAACAGCACCAGAGGUGGGGGUGGAUCCACAAGAGCUUCAAGUGUCCCCCGUCCUGUGUGCUCUUCAUCAAAGCUGGAGACAGGGAAUACUUCCUGGUCGGGGAGAACAGUGAUGACGUGGACGGCUGGUUCGUUGACCUGUUUGAGGCCCUGAAAACCCGGCCGUAUAGAUUUAUGAAUAUCGAGGAAAUAACUAAUGGGCACAACCAAAUUGAGGUCAUUUCAAAUCCUGUUAUGCUGAGAAAGAAAUCAUCCGAUCCGUUUGAGAAGCCGUCAUUUAAGGUGCGGUCUGUGUCUGAUCCAUCCUCAAACAAUCUGCAAAACAACGCCAAUGGCUGGGAGCAGAAUGAAGAUGGUAGACGACCUGUGUCCGAGCCAAUCUAUGACUAUCCCAAAUCCUACUUAAGACAAGCACAAGUGAAUGGAAAUGGCACCAACGUGGAGUCACUAUAUGAAACGAUGCAGGAACUCUCUCCAAAAGAGCGAGUCACUCGGGCAGAGGACCUUGAAGUGGAAAGGGUCACCAACGGCAGCCUCAUGAGAACUGUCACUCUUGCCUUUGACAAACUGAAGACCCAGAUUUCACCGCUGCCUUCGUUCAGCGAGGAGGAAGCUGCUGAGGAGAGAGAAGAAGCUCAUCCUUCAGACUUCAGCAGCAGUUCCAGUGACAACGGGACCAUCUCUCCUGUGGAGGGUCGAGAGCGUGCGUACACUCUGGAAAACCAAGGCUCCACUGAGAGUCUUGACCACGUCACCCCGAACGAAAGAGACAUCGAGGUCAACCAGGCAGAUUUGAAAAAACACCUGUCGCUGAUUGACGUGGAGGGGAAAUCCUAUGUGUCCGGGUGGACGGGUCAGCCCCAGACCGUGUGUCUCUUCCACAAAGGAGACCAGAUUGUGGGGAUUAAUGACUUGCUCAUCGGCAGCGUGAAGGAGUUCCACAUAUACAUCAGCAAGUCGCUCAAGAACCAGGUGAAACUCACCAUCCUGCGUCGACCUGGAUGUCUGCCCCUGCACUCGCCCAGCAGUCUCUGCAGUGACGCACAGGAAGCUGCGGCUGAGGGACACGGCGUGCCUUCCUCUCCUGGUUCUGGGUGUGUUUGAAAUGACUCUUUUCAGGCACCCUCCUGCCUCCACUACAGAACAAGACAGUAUUCUUCCAAGGCUGUGGUCCAACCAGGUCACCAGGAUCAUACUCUUAUGUAGCACGUUGUACUUUUCUGCAAACCCGCCAUCACGUCUACUGAGAUGCAUAUCGACAUUUUAUAACUCUUUCCGAGCGUAUGAGGAAAUGAUGGUGAUGCUAUUCAUUUCCCGGUUAAGGCCCAGUGAUUGAGUAACAUGAGGCGAAGUCAAAUGUACCAAAAAAUAGCCUGGUUUUCUCUAUAAAUAGGUUUGUUUAGGUCUCCCUCACUUAAGGAAUACAAGACAGUUUUACACAAGUGCUGAUGUGACGCGUGUGAGCCAGUAAAAUGCAACAUUUACCACAGUCUGCAGAAAAGUACAUGGCAUAGAACGUUGUUUAAUUCCUAAUCAAAUCCUAAUCUGUCCUCCUACUAUUUAACUGUUUAGUGGAGCUAGAAGUGACGGUUAACGUUAAAAAUGAGAAAUACUUAUACUCAUAACUCACUAACGUUAUGCUUAUCUUCCGGGAUUGUUUUUUUUUAAAUGUGAAAUGCCCCUGCUCUGUAGGAUCAUACAG